Messenger RNA from Somion occarium, 896 nucleotides. Lineage: Eukaryota; Fungi; Basidiomycota; Agaricomycetes; Polyporales; Cerrenaceae. The record is from the annotation of a GenBank genome assembly.
CAACCCUGGACGAGCAUCAGCAAAACUGAAAGUUUUCUCCUUCGGUACUUUUGGUACUCUCCCGAACUCUGGCCAUCUUUCUUGUCUCUGUCGUGACGGACGAGGUGCUUCGAAAGAUGGAAAGUCAUCAAAGUACCUCAGAGACAAAUAUUCCGUGUGUGCCGUCAGUCCUGAAUAGGUCAUUUUCAUUACAUAAUUUCGCCUAUGUAUAUUUGUUCACGCUGUUGCCUCGCGACGAACUUAACAUCUUGAGCUUCAACGACCAUACCCUUCGAUAUAAUUCCUCAUAUGUACAUCACUUGUCACGACGCUCCUGGUGCUUUUAUCUCGCGAUAGCUGUCAACUGUCGGCUCCUCGUUCUCUUUCGAUGUCAUUCUAUCCUUCUCGCACCCGACAAGCGGCCGCUCCCAACUUGUGCCGUCUGGUUACUUGCUGAUGCCGACGACUUUCAACCAAUUGGAUGCAAGUUGGUGCCGUUUUUCAGUCUGGUCACUCACUGGCGAUCUCGGAAGCUGCUCUGUAUGGUCACUACUAGCAUGCGACUCUUGGCGCUGAUGACGACGACGACGACAGUGAUGAAGACUUCCAUGCGAACCUGGAGUGAAGCCAUCGAAAUCGAUGACGAAGAGGAGUUCAUGGGGAUCUGAUCACAUUGAAGCUUGUCGCGCGACCCUGCACAUUGAUCCAUGCUUCGCAGUUUUUUUGUUGUUGUUUUCGACACUAAUCCUGUUAUUACUGUACAUCACUCCUUUGAAUAUGUCCCAGUCAAUGCCGGUGUACUAUUAGAUUUACCGCUUUAGUAUCUUUUUACCUCUUUCUCUUUCUGUCUUUGGACCUUUUUCAAUAGUACUCUGGAUGUCUCUGGGAAUAUACAGUGUCUUUGCAUGAGAUGAACC